AUGGCCAAGCUCUAUUAUCACGCCGGUCAGCGCGGCGAGGCAGAAGCCAUUCGCAUGAUGUUUGUCGAAGCCAACUUGCCCGUGGACGAUGUGGCAGUGACGGAUGCCGAUCUGGCAGCACUGGACGGCGAGGGCAAGCUGCUUUUUGGUGACCUGCCCGUGCUCGAGGUCGACGGCAUGCGCCUUCCCAAGCGACAUGGAGCUCACUUUGCGGUGCACAUCUUCUUCAUCUCAGAGGCUGCAAUUCUCGAGUACAUUGCCAGCAAGGCGGAUGCCAAGAGUGGCGGCAAGGACAACCGCUUUCUGGGAAGUAAUGAGAAUGAGCGAUCUACGGCACGCUCGCUGUGCAGUGCUGCAAAUGAUCUCCGCCGUGAGCUUAUGCGCUUGCUCAAGAACCGCAACAGCGAUGCCGAAAAGGCUUUCAAGAAGGACACGCUGCCUCUGUACUUUGGCAGCUUUGACAAGAUGGCCGUGGCUUCCAACGACGAGGACAAGGGCCUGGGGGAUGGCGUUCAUUUCACCUUUGGAGACCUUGCGGUCUUUGAGGUGGUGAAUGCAAUCACCCAUUAUAUGCAGGUGUCCAUCAUCCGCCCCUACCCCAACCUGAAGGAAUGGCACGACAAGGCCAUUCGUCGCCCAGCCCUCGAAAAGCACAUCCAUGCCCGCCCAGAAGCCACCUGGUCUCGAAUCGGCAAGACCAAGCAGGCGAUUGAUCAAGCGAUGAUGGCGCGCAUCGCCUCGACAACCUUUUCCAUUUCCGUUGUUUCUCUCUCUCUCUCUCUCUCUCUCUCUUUAAUUGAGCAAUGCCAAGCCCCCCUCGCCACUCAAAUUUUACUUUGA
Messenger RNA from Monosiga brevicollis MX1, 840 nucleotides. RefSeq lists its product as uncharacterized. The record is from RefSeq and is a predicted model, not a curated record. Lineage: Eukaryota; Choanoflagellata; Craspedida; Salpingoecidae. The transcript has 8 exons. Gene Ontology annotation, biological process: glutathione metabolic process. Gene Ontology annotation, molecular function: glutathione transferase activity. Bases 1 to 840 code for a protein of 279 amino acids.